This is a messenger RNA of Triticum aestivum (bread wheat), 1202 nucleotides long. Its product is annotated as BTB/POZ and MATH domain-containing protein 2-like. Gene Ontology annotation, biological process: protein ubiquitination. NCBI's taxonomy places the organism in Eukaryota, Viridiplantae, Streptophyta, Magnoliopsida, Poales, Poaceae. Gene Ontology annotation, molecular function: protein binding. The transcript has 2 exons. Bases 1 to 1086 code for a protein of 361 amino acids. The record is from RefSeq and is a predicted model, not a curated record.
AUGAAGCGCAUGAUGAUACCAGCGCCCACGGUCCGGCGAUUUUCUUCCGCCAUUGCUAGAAACCGCACAUCGUUGCGAUGCCUCGCGGAGAGCUUCACCGCGACUCACGAUUUUGAGAUGCCCAGUUUCCCUCUUUUCGACCGCACGGGCGCCCACAGGUAUGUUCGCUCGAGCCGAUUCAGCGUCGGCGGCCACAACUGGGUCAUCGGGUUUCGCCCAAAUAGUUUCAACCAUGCUUCGGCCAAUUUAUUUUGUGUCGACCCAGCUCAGGAUGUGAGAGCCAGGUUCACCUUCAACAUGCUGGAGAAAGAUGGCGGGGCAUCGCUAACCAACCAUGGCGCGAUCGAGCAUGUCUUCUCGCCCAAAAGUGACUGCCGGGGCUACUUCAAAUUCGUCGAGAAAUCCAAGCUGGAACCGUCGGCCGGCGACAGCGGUGGCCACUCCCUGACCAUAAGGUGCGAUCUCACCGUCAUCACAAAGCCCGACGUUGUGGUUAACAGGAACAAACUAUUCUUGCUUCCGCAGCCGGAUCUGGCAGGCCAUCUCCAGCAGAAGUGGAAGGAUGGCCAGGGAGCAGAUGUGACAUUCAGUGUGGGUGGCCAAUUGUUCAAAGCUCACAGAUGCUUAUUGGCUGCAUGGUUUCUGGUUUUCAAGGCGGAGCUCUUUGGUCCCAUGAAGGAGAAGGAAACACAGUGCAUCAAAAUCGACGACAUCGACCCUGAAAUCUUUGAGGCUCUUCUUCACUUCAUAUACACAGAUUCCAUGCUAGUCGAUGAGCACUACAAAGAAAGCAAACCUGCAAAACUGCAUCAUCUGCAAGUUGCCUCGGAUCGAUAUGGAUUGGAUAGGCUAAAGGUGAUGUGUGAAAGUAAAUUGUCUCAGUGCAUUGACGUAGAGACUGUUGCAACAACAUUAGUUUUAGCAGAGCAACACCAUUGCAAGGAUCUCAAAGAAGCUUGCAUUGAGUUUAUGGCUCCAUGUAAUGUUCUGCAAGCUGCCAUGGCAACUGAUGGUUUCAAGCAUUUGGUAGCAAGCUGUCCUUUGGUCAUGAAGGAGUUAUUAGACAUGGUGUCCCGUAGUGGCUAGUCCGGUUCAGAGCUCAAAUUGCCAUAUGUGCAACUAGUUAUGCAGACUGCUAGUUUCUAUCCAUCAUCCUUGGUUACCUAUGACUUUUUACCGUGAUAUUGUGAUGUUUCUUCUUU